AUAUGGACAUGGUACGAAGUAAAGGAGAAGAGAUAUCGAAGGAUGAGGUUGUAAAAGGCUUAAAAUCAGACAGCAUUCAUUGUGCAGAAGGUCAAAAACUGGAUGAAAUAUUGAAAUAUUUUUGAGAGAGGAUUCAAAAGUCUAUUUUAGAAACACGUUGGCAACAAGAAAGAAGUCUGUCGUUGCUAGCCUCUGAUCUAUUAAUAGAUCUGUACAGUAUCUGUACUGCAUCAUUUUCUGAUGGUUCACUGAGCAUUGAGCUGUAUGAAGUAACUAAAAGUAGAAGAACAAAGACCAUCACCUAGCGUCAACAAAGGCUUUCAUCUCUGUGAAGUGGGUGAUGAUUUGACAGCAUCAAACUGGAGACCCAGAACCUUUCUAGGAGACGGACUCCCGCCUGAUCCAUUCAAUUAAAACCGCCGUCAUCAAGAGCCAUGAGCUGCUGCUGGGCUGACGUCCUGCCAAACCCGCCGACAUGGAACACCUAAAACGGAAACGGGACUGACCGCCAUACUCCAACUCCUGCUUUAAUCGUCAUCGAGACCUCGUCCUGUUCCAUUCCCAUAUUCCUGCCCCGACCUGAACUGCUCCCAGUUUAGAAUCUGAACUGCUGCUCACUACCUUUCCUCCCCUCCAGCCCUCUGUCCCUCGCCCUCCUCCGUCAACUCCUUUUCUUUUCUCUUCACCCUUCUCCUUUCAACGGAGGCGACAUCAAACACUCUGAAUUCAAACCAUGGCCGCCAGACAGCGUUUGUCCUUCCCGUCUCCCUCCCUGCUCCUUCCCGUCCUCCUUCCUGCACUGCUGCUCCUGCGCCUGCCUGCUGCGGUGAAAGGGGACUGCUGGCUGAUAGAGGGGGACAAAGGUUACGUUUGGCUGGCUAUCUGCAGUCAGAACCAGCCUCCGUACGAGACCAUCCCCCAGCACAUCAACAGCACGGUUCAUGACCUGAGGCUGAAUGAGAACAAACUCAAGGCUGUGCUCUUUACCUCCAUGUACCGCUUCACAAACAUAACUGAUCUCAAUCUAACUAAGAAUGAGAUAAACUACAUUGAGGAUGGAGCGUUUGCUGGACAGGCAAACCUUCAGGUUCUACAACUAGGCUACAACAAACUGACCAAUCUGACUGAAGGAAUGUUGAGAGGCCUAGGGCGAAUGCAGUGCCUCUUUUUACAACACAACCUCAUUGAGGUCAUUGCCACCAAUGCCUUCUGGGAGUGCCCUAACCUUAACAGCCUGGAUUUAUCUUCAAAUAAAUUGGCCCGUCUUGACCCCUCUACCUUCACUUCCCUCAACAGGCUAAUGGUUUGUGAACUAGCAGCGAACCCAUUCCAUUGUGGGUGUGAGCUCUACAGUUUUUUGACUUGGCUAGAGGAGUUCAACAAUGUCACCCACACUUACGACCGGCUCCAAUGUGAAACGCCACCAGAACUGACAGGGUAUCCACUCCUGGGCCAAGCGCCUGGCCAGGGAAGGAAUGCUCGGAACAUUCUUCUGUCUGCCUGUCGGGACGGUGUGAUUAUUCCAGGGAUGACCUCCCAGAUGCCAGAUCCAGACGGCUCAGGGAUGGGUCUAGACAAUUCUGACCCAGGUCUGUACCCUCAGCCAACAACAGCUACUGCGGAUCCCAACUAUGUUCCUCAGAUUUCCAUUAAGCUUGAGUCGGUCUCGCUCAACACAGCAUCUCUUCUUGUGCAGAUUCCAAAACCGUACACUAAAAUGUACAUCCUCUCCCAGUAUAAUGAUACUUUUGCAACAGAAAUUAUGUCCCUUACAAAGAAGAAGGAGAAGAUUCCCAUAGAUAAGCUGAAGCCACACACCAAUUACACCUAUUGUGUGGCUUCCGGAAGUAAAACUCAACGAUACAACCAUACUUGCCUGUCUUUCACAACACGGGCUAUGGGCCCGGAGGACCUUCGUUCUAAUCCAUCCACAACUACCCACUACAUUAUGACAAUCUUGGGAUGUCUGUUUGGUAUGGUGAUUGUGCUCGGAUUUGUCUACUACUGCCUCAGGCGGCGACGCAUCCAAGAAGAGAAGGAGAAGGCUAUAAGUGUAAAGAAAACAAUUCUGGAGAUGAGAUAUGGUCCAGAGGCAGCUGCAGCAGUGGCCAAUGACCCAGGUGCCAUUCAACGUCUUCAGGAGCAGACUCAUCACCACCAUUCAGGAGGAGCAGGAGGCAAGCUUCCACCAUCUGCCUCUUCUAGCACGGGGAUGCUCCAUGGAUCAGCAAACACAAGCUCUUCCCGCCUCUCCACCUUGCCCCAGGUAGAAAAAAUGGCCUCUGCCUUCUCUGAGGCAAUGGGCAGCAAGAGCAAUUACAUGGAUGUGAGGACAACGGGAAUGGUCGGAGAGAGCAGAGACGGAGUACUGGUUGCUGGAGGAGUAGGAGGUGAAUUAGUUGUUGAUAUGCGCGGUGUGGCUGAAAAUGGGACGGAGGCUGGGGAAGACUCGGAUGAUGACGGUCGUGGCUCUGCAUCGGAGAUUUCCACCAUUGCUAAGGAGGUGGACAAAGUGAACCAGAUCAUUAACAAUUGCAUCGACGCCCUCAAGCUGGACGCCUCAGCCAAUAUUGUGUCGACAGCUGACGACGGUAACUCUCUGUCCUCCUCCCAGCCACCUUGCAUGGCACCGCUUUCCCGCAAUCUCCUGCCACUCUCCACUGCUUCCUCUGGAGAUCAGAUCAUGGCUUCUUCUCCGAAGGUGCAUCCAAAGUCUCAGCCACACCCUCAGCCUCAUCCUCAGCCGCAACCUCAGUCCCAUCCUCAGUCUCACCCACAGCUACAUCAGCAGCCUCAUCCCCCUUCUAUGGCCCCCGUACCCCUGGUCAUGCCCCUGUCGGAGCGACCUGGCAUCAGUGGAGGUGGGUUCCUUUCCCCACCUUACCGUGACCCACCCCCAGCUAAUGCGGUACGGCCCCUUCAGAGGCAGCAGAGUGCUGACACUGCUGUAGUCAAGAAUCGUUGUGGUACUCCUGCUGCAGUAUCUGUCAAGAACACAAGGCUCUACAGUGUGGAUAUACCAGAGCAGAGGAGUGAUCCACCCAAGUAUCCAACAGAGAAGGGGAGUCCUGCCGUUUGUGGUGGGAUGGGUGGAAGCGGGGGACAUGGUGGUGUAGGAGGCUGUGGUGGAAAUGGCAAGGGAAACCUAAAUGGUGGUGGGGUGAGUUUAAAUGGAGGCGGAAUGGGAUGUAAUAAUGGGAAUGGAAGUGGAUGUGGGGUUGUUGGGCCUGGACAGCAGCAGCAUCACUUAGAGGUUCAGCCAGACUACCACAGCUCAGAGCACCGACACUCCUUUCCUGCACUCUACUACGAGGAUGGCAAUGACUCUCCCUUACCAGCCCAAAAAGCUUCAUUCCUCAAGCCACUGGGACGCACCAAAAGGGAGGCCACAGCCACCUACUCCCAGCUCUCUCCUUCUCGUCACCAUAACUACAACUCCGGGUACUCCUCCAGUCCGGAGUACUCAUCAGAGAGCACGCUGCGCAUCUGGGAGAGAUUUCGACCGUACAAGAAAAACCCACGCGAGGAAGCCUCCUACAUAGCCGCGGGCCACGCAUUGCGUAAGAAGGUGCAGUUUGCCAAGGAUGAGGAUCUUCAUGAUAUUUUGGAUUAUUGGAAGGGCGUUUCUGCCCAGCAAAAGCUGUGAGUUGGAGGGCUGUGGUGGAAGAAUCAAAUGCUACGUGGGAGAUUUUAAACUGAACACCAACAAUAUUGGACUAAUACAGAGGUAGGAUGAGAAUCUUUCUGCAGAAUGACGUGGGUCAUUCAUCAGGCAGAUCCAGAGUUGACUAAUCUCAAGAUGAGUUUGGAACAUGUAUUUGGUGACAGUUCAUUGACAUUUUAAAUGGUUCCAGAGGAUGAAAUUUGUCACCACAACCCUGAGUGGUCAGUUCACCUGACAGCCUCAUACUGGGCACUUUGGUCCUUGCAGGCUUCGCAGAAAUGCUAAGUACAUUCUGAUAAGCAAAGUUAACUUGGUGACAAGCGUCUUCUACCUCAUCACUGGUACACCUCAUCACUGUAGCUCAACUAUCUCAGUAGAAACAGCAGCAUUUAUAACUUAAGCUCUGUCUGUCUUUUUUUUCUAUUUCUAUCAAACAACCAUUCAAAGGACAUUAAUUCCACGGCAUUGCUUCCACCUGGGUUUCUAUAAAAACAUCAUUUAGAGCAGUAAUGAGAAACUAAAUUGAAGAUUUAUAAUUUUUUGUAUUAGAAUACCUGUCUUUGGGGAAGACAUUAAGCGAUACUAAUCUGGCUUAUUGUUUUCCCUGGCAAUUAGCCAGUCUAACAGAAGGUCAGGGACAGUGUUUGUUGAGCAUGCUUAUUGAUGUAAAACACCCAACUACGCAUAUUCAGUGGUGUGUGUACAUACAAGUUGUGGGUUUUAAUGUGAGAAAUCCCAUUUUAGUUGAAGAGGGAGGUAGGGGCUGAGUCAUUCUUUAUCUCAGGCUUCUGUAUAAGAGCAAAAGGUUUCAUGAUAGACAGAUUAGAUAACAACCUACAGUAGCUGGGAAGGUCUGUGAGUGUACUUG
This is a messenger RNA of Gambusia affinis (western mosquitofish), 4532 nucleotides long. RefSeq names its product protein phosphatase 1 regulatory subunit 29-like. The transcript has 6 exons. Lineage: Eukaryota; Metazoa; Chordata; Actinopteri; Cyprinodontiformes; Poeciliidae. Gene Ontology annotation, cellular component: plasma membrane. Gene Ontology annotation, molecular function: protein binding. The record is from RefSeq and is a predicted model, not a curated record. The coding region runs from base 734 to 3646 and encodes 970 amino acids.